Messenger RNA from Aspergillus tanneri, 591 nucleotides. RefSeq lists its product as uncharacterized. Gene Ontology annotation, biological process: secondary metabolite biosynthetic process. Lineage: Eukaryota; Fungi; Ascomycota; Eurotiomycetes; Eurotiales; Aspergillaceae. Gene Ontology annotation, molecular function: FAD binding. The transcript has 2 exons. The record is from RefSeq and is a predicted model, not a curated record. The coding region runs from base 1 to 591 and encodes 196 amino acids.
AUGUAUCUCGGGCCUGACGCGUGGUGCGAGAAAUUCACCCUCCCUGCCAGAAAAGCCGAUGCAGUGAAGGCUUUUGAGGGGUUCAACACCGCCGUCAGGGCCAUCAUUGACAUGCCCCAGAACGAGCUCAGCAAAUGGGCUGUAUUCGACACUUGUGUCUAUCCGGUACCGACAUUCAUCCGCGGUCGCGUAUGUAUCUCCGGGGAUGCGGCGCAUGCGGCUGCGACUUACCAUGGUACUGGAGCUAGCUUUGCAGUGGAAGACGCAGCAGUUCUUGCACAACUUCUUUCCACUGCGGACGAGUAUACUGAAUCGCAUGAUGUUGAGAAUGGCGGUAUCUCGAAGCCUAAUUUAUUACGCAAGUCCCUCGAGACCUACAACUCUAUUCGUCUCGAGCGAGCACACUGGUUGGUGGAGACAAGCAGGCACAUCGGCAAAAUUUACCAGGGCCAGAACGCUGAGGUUGGAGUUGAUUCUACGAAAUGUGCACAAGAGAUUGACUGGCGUUGUCGAAAGAUUUGGCACUAUGAUGUUAAUCAAAUGACGAGGGAGACGAAAGAGCUCUUCACAAAGCAGUUGGAAACGGUUUGA